Limanda limanda (common dab) is the source of this 2280-nucleotide messenger RNA. Its product is annotated as single-minded homolog 1-like. Gene Ontology annotation, molecular function: RNA polymerase II transcription regulatory region sequence-specific DNA binding; protein dimerization activity; DNA-binding transcription factor activity, RNA polymerase II-specific. The transcript has 11 exons. NCBI's taxonomy places the organism in Eukaryota, Metazoa, Chordata, Actinopteri, Pleuronectiformes, Pleuronectidae. Gene Ontology annotation, biological process: regulation of transcription by RNA polymerase II. Bases 1 to 2280 code for a protein of 759 amino acids. The record is from RefSeq and is a predicted model, not a curated record.
AUGAAGGAGAAAUCCAAAACGGCCGCAAGGACUAGACGGGAAAAGGAGAACAGUGAAUUUUACGAGCUGGCCAAAAUGUUGCCUCUACCGUCCGCCAUCACCUCCCAGCUGGACAAGGCCUCCAUCAUCAGACUCACCACCAGUUACCUGAAGAUGAGGAUAGUUUUCCCUCAGGGUCUGGGGGAGGCCUGGGGUCACACCAGUCGAACAAGAUCUCACGACAACAUAGGUCGAGAGCUGGGCUCUCAUUUGCUGCAGACGUUAGACGGAUUCAUCUUCGUUGUGGCCCCGGAUGGAAAGAUCAUGUACAUCUCGGAGACGGCGUCGGUGCAUCUAGGACUGUCUCAGGUAGAGUUGACUGGGAACAGUAUUUAUGAAUACGUCCAUCCUGCCGACCACGAUGAGAUGACCGCUGUGCUCACUCCUCACCAGCCCUACUCUCCCCUCGCCCACGAAUAUGAAAUGGAGCGAUCUUUCUUUCUGCGGAUGAAAUGUGUUCUGGCAAAGAGAAACGCAGGCCUCACCAGCGGUGGAUACAAGGUGAUCCACUGCAGCGGCUACCUGAAGAUCCGUCAGUACAGUCUGGACAUGUCACCUUUCGAGAGCUGCUACCAGAACGUGGGUCUGGUUGCUGUGGGCCACUCUCUGCCGCCCAGCGCCGUGACGGAGAUCAAACUGCACAGCAACAUGUUCAUGUUCAGAGCCAGUCUGGACAUGAAGCUCAUCUUCCUCGACUCCAGGGUUGCCGAGCUGACGGGUUAUGAGCCCCAGGACCUAAUAGAGAAAACUCUGUACCAUCAUGUCCACAGCUGUGACACCUUCCACCUCCGCUGUGCUCACCACCUCUUGCUGGUAAAAGGCCAAGUCACCACUAAGUAUUAUCGUUUCCUGGCCAAGCACGGUGGCUGGGUCUGGGUCCAGAGUUACGCCACAAUCGUCCACAACAGCCGAUCCUCAAGGCCUCACUGCAUCGUCAGUGUCAACUACGUCCUCACGGACACUGAGUACAAGGGUAUGCAGCUGUCCUUGGACCAAAUGAGCCCGACCAAGCCAGCCUUCCCCUACGCCAACAGUCACACAGAAGACAGGAAGAGCACCAAGUCACGUCUGCCCCCGGCGAAGGCCAAGGCCAGAGUGUCCCCCUACCCACAGUUUUCCGCUUUCAAUCCAGAGCGCUCGGAGUCAGACCAAGACAGCCAAUGGGGAGGAAGCCCUCUGACUGACUCCGCCUCUCCUCAGCUGUUGGAUCCCGGUGAGGCGACCGAGACGUCUUGUGCCUACCGACUGUAUCCAGACUCUGGCUCCUUGUGCUAUGGCCUUGGUUUAUCUGAAGAAGAUCUCGCCCAUGCCCAAGCACAUCCGCACACCACCACAUGUGACCGCGUGCGAUGCCAGAGCAGCCGAUACUUCCUAGGAACCCCCCAGUCGGGAAGAGAGGUUUGGUGGGAUGCCACACGCUCCGUUCUCUCGCUGCCCAAACCCUCGGUGGAGAACAACGAAGCCUACGAAAUCACAUCGUACCAUGGAGCCAUUCAUGGUCGGGGUCACUGGGAUGAAGACAGUGUUGUGAGCUCACCUGAUGGAGGCGGGUCCACCAGCGAUUCAGGUGAGCGUUACCACGGUGACCACUUUCGGGCAAGCCCCCGAGAGCCGAGCAAGAUGGAGACCCUGAUUCGUGCCACGCAGCAGAUGAUCAAAGAGGAAGAGAGCCGUCUGCACCAACACAAGGCGCCGCUGGACGUCUCGGGGCUCGCCAAAGCUCACAGCCCAUGCUUCAACUCCUCAUUACCCCACCACUCCCAGCUCAACAUGCCCAGUGUGGUGUGCCGAGGCCCCGGAGCGCCCAGCAUCGACCUCCCCUCUGAGCGCCUACAUCACCGGGACGUCAUCAAAGUGCUUGGCCCCCAUGACAAUGACGAAAACACGACCAGUCCCGCUUCUUUAUCUCGUCUCAGCAGCCCCAGCUCUGAUGGGAUGCCCCGGUCGGGCCUUUCCCUCACCAAAGACUACAUGGCGACUGAUCUGUCCCCCCACCAUUCACAGCCCCAGGGGAGCCCGCUGAUCUAUCCGACCCAGGAGAGGCAGCCGUUGGACAGACAAGCAGCCUACGCUUUGACUGGGUACUCCCUGGAGCACCUGUAUGACCCGGAGAACCUGCGGAGUUACUCGGGACUGGCCUGUGGAGGAGUCCAGUAUGACGUGGCCUCUCACGUGAGGAUGCAGGCAGAGCAGAUGCAGGGACACAAAGCCACCUCAGUUAUCAUAACCAACGGGAGCUGA